GGUUUGCUCACAGAUAAUUGCGUUAUAUACAGCUACCUAGCUCGAGUAAACACUUUCUCCAAGGAAGUGGUCUAGAGAUUUGUUUGAUAUGGGAAGGCAGCAGCGGUUAGAUGAAGGAAUGAACAGAGGACCUUGGUCUCCUGAGGAAGAUGAAAUACUAACAAACUAUAUUAAACAUUAUGGAGUGGGAAAGUGGACAAGCGUUUCUCGAAGAGCUGGGCUAAAGCGAUGCGCCAAGAGUUGCAGGCUUCGAUGGUUGAAUUAUCUCAGACCUAAUAUUAAGAGAGGCAAUAUCUCUGAGGAUGAAGAAGACCUCAUUAUCAGACUUCAUAAGCUCCUAGGCAAUAGGUGGUCACUUAUUGCCGGUAGAUUGCCAGGGCGAACAGACAACGAAAUAAAGAAUUACUGGAAUUCCAAUUUGAAAAAGAAAUUUGAGCACAAAAAGAGCACUCAGCUACGUUCCACUAAACAUCUGCAGCAUCCAUCACAAGAAUCGAAAGCACCGGAGACAUCGACCCAAGAACUACUCGCCAAGACCAUUGAGAAUCCUAUACCUUUGGACAAUGGUCAUGAUCGUACGACUGAUGAGAAGCUAUUCGAUUCUUCUUUAGCCCCGGAGGAUGACUAUCCAUUGGAUCUGCUUAUGGAUUUCGACCUAAAUGAGUUACUUUCAGUGAAGAGUACUGUAAUCUCAAAUGAGAUAGAUGGAUGCCAUGAAACUAAUGUUUCAGCAGAAGCAGAAGAUGCCUCGAUCGACCCAAAUAUUAUGGUUUCAAGAGGUGACGUCCCAACCCAACUUGAUGUUUUGAUUGGUAACACAAUAAGGGCUGAAUAUCAGAGUCCAUUUGGUCCUUUUCAACCUUACAAUGCUUUCGACAUCCACAUAUUUCCUCCUUAUCUAAGUUUAUUAGAAUAGGGAAAGAGUCGUCGAUACUAAAGAACCUGCAACGUUGUAAUAGUCCAAUAAAAUGGAGCUUUAGUAAGCAGUCCUUUCUCUCCCUCUGUAGUCCUAUUUCAUGGGUUUGGUGUCUGUAAUUUGGUGUCCUUGUGGAAUUUGUAUUGAUAAUAAGAAUAUCAUUGCUAAUAUGUGAGCUACGAAUAAGAAUUAUAACUUUUGGUUUGUCA
Messenger RNA from Ricinus communis (castor bean), 1125 nucleotides. RefSeq names its product transcription factor WER. The record is from RefSeq and is a predicted model, not a curated record. The coding region runs from base 89 to 916 and encodes 275 amino acids. NCBI's taxonomy places the organism in Eukaryota, Viridiplantae, Streptophyta, Magnoliopsida, Malpighiales, Euphorbiaceae. The transcript has 3 exons.